AGGAUCUUAUCUGCAAGCCACGAACACUCUGUACGAGUACGGAUUACCAAGCUAAAGUUGCGCGGCAGAAUGGCAUCAGCCCCAGCCCCUCACCCUGAGUAUGAGGUCCAGAGUUUCCCAGCACCAGGACUGCGCCAGAUCGUUAGACACAUCACCGGAAAUACUGAUGAUGGCCAGUCUCGAUUCCUAGAGUCCAACAGUGGCGAGCAUUACCGCUUCAUGGUCGAGAACCGGGCGGUAGCCAACAUCAUCUAUUCUACGCAAGAAACUCCUGUUGACCUCAACGGUAACAAGGAUAUCACCUUAGCCCACGAAAAAGAGCCCCCAUUUCACUACCCAAGCGGGUCAAUACUUCGCAUGAUUGACUUCGGACCGGACGUGGAGUCCCCCUGGCACCGGGCCAUGACUAUAGAUUACGGCGUUGUAGUCGAGGGCCUAUUUGAGCUCUCUCUUGAUUCUGGCGAGAAGCGCAUCUUGCGCCCGGGCGAUGUUUCCGUUCAGCGGGCCACUCGCCACAAGUGGAAGAAUAUCCAUGGAAAUGGCACCUUGCCAAGCCGCAUAGUCUUUUUCCUUCUGGACUGCAAGGAGGUUGUUGUCGGUGGCAAGAAGGUGGAGGGCGACCUGGGUGAUUUGCACAAGGAGUAUGCGGGCCGUGGUAAUUACUGA
Messenger RNA from Truncatella angustata, 666 nucleotides. Its product is annotated as cupin domain-containing protein. Lineage: Eukaryota; Fungi; Ascomycota; Sordariomycetes; Amphisphaeriales; Sporocadaceae. Bases 70 to 666 code for a protein of 198 amino acids. The transcript has 3 exons. The record is from RefSeq and is a predicted model, not a curated record.